This is a messenger RNA of Chaetura pelagica (chimney swift), 381 nucleotides long. RefSeq names its product LYR motif containing 2 (gene LYRM2). The transcript has 4 exons. Gene Ontology annotation, cellular component: mitochondrion. Lineage: Eukaryota; Metazoa; Chordata; Aves; Apodiformes; Apodidae. The coding region runs from base 1 to 381 and encodes 126 amino acids. The record is from RefSeq and is a predicted model, not a curated record.
AUGCAGCAGUGGCAAAGAGUCAAAGGUGUGAAAUGGCCCAGCAAGGUUGUUUCUCAUAUUUGUGGCUUUGCCAGAGCUAGGUCAUGGGCUCCCUUUGGGUCUGACAUUCCUUGGCACAGCUGUGGUAAAGAAAUUGACAGUGUCUUGCCCUGUCACCAACAAUUGCAUGUUUGGCCAGCACUGCAAGUAUUUAAAAGGAUGCACAAGGCCAUUCGCCAGGUCCCUGCUGAAGCAGAUCGGCGGUAUUUAAAGGACUGGGCCAGGGAGGAGUUCAGGAGGAACAAGGACGCGACCGAGGAGGAUGCAGUCAGGAUGAUGAUUACUCAAGGCAACAUGCAACUUCAGGAACUUGAAAGAACACUUAAGCUGGCAAAAUCCUGA